Messenger RNA from Bubalus bubalis (water buffalo), 8022 nucleotides. It is a transcript of the gene ZNF831, whose product is annotated as zinc finger protein 831. Lineage: Eukaryota; Metazoa; Chordata; Mammalia; Artiodactyla; Bovidae. The transcript is spliced from 6 exons. Bases 234 to 5045 code for a protein of 1603 amino acids. The record is from RefSeq and is a predicted model, not a curated record.
UGCACCCCUGACACCCACCAUCCUCCACACACACAAUUAAAAAAAAUUUUCCAGCACUCGGUUUCCUCUAGAGAAGGCAGAAAGAGAAGCAAAGGCAGACAUGGGACGAGGAGGGAGGAAACUCGUGCCUCAUCGGAGCCACCAGUUUUCCGGAGAGCGCGGCAGCCCCCACCUGCCUGUGGACUGACCACUUCAAGGUUUCCCAGCACCCCAGGCCACCCAGAUGAUGUGGGAUGGAUGUGCCAGAACUCGCCUGUCCUACCUCGCCUGCCAGGGACCAGCCGGCACCUGCUUCUGGCCCCCCAGGGGCCCCGGGUGGGCAGGCAUCGCCUCACUUGACCCUGGGCCCCGUUAUCCUGUCUCGGGAGCAGGGCCUGGCCCCCACCGUGUUCCUGAAGGCUCUGCCCAUCCCGCUGUACCACACAGUGCCUCCGGGAGGGCUCCAGCCACGUGCUCCCCUCGUGACAGGCAGUCUGGACGGAGGCAGCCUGCCCUUCCUUCUCGGCCCCCUGCUGCAGCCUGAAGGGCUUGGUCCCACCCGAGCAGGGAAGCCGGUGGCCCCGGGGUUCACGGUGAACAUAGUGGGUGCUCUGCCCAUCCUGUCACCGGGCCUGGGGCCCGCUCUGGGCAGCCCAGGCAAGGUGCGCAACGCUGGCAGGUACCUGUGCCCACACUGCGGCCGGGACUGCCUGAAGCCCAGCGUUCUGGAGAAGCACAUUCGGUCCCACACAGGGGAGCGGCCCUUCCCCUGUGCCACCUGCGGCAUUGCCUUUAAGACCCAGAGCAACUUAUACAAGCACAGACGGACCCAGACACACCUCAACAACUCCAGACUCUCUUCGGAGUCUGACGGUGGAGGGAGCAACCUCCUAGAGGAAGGCGAAAAGGCUGCUGAGCCCACGGGGGCCGACCGGGCGCUAUCACAAAGACCCCUUUCUCCCGGCACCCACGCCACUGGGCACUGCCCAGUGCCCACCGUGCAUGUGUCCCUGGUUGCCAAGAACCUGGAUCGGAAGCUGGAUGCUGUUCCCUGUCGGGGGUCCACGUUGGAUAUCAAGGAGGCCCCUGUAGACUCUGCUCCUGGGCUCCCGCUGGCCAGCCCGCAGUCGAGGUGGAAGCUGCCAGAGCCUCGGUCCCCCACGGCCAAUAGGCCGAGCUCAGCGCUUCAGCAACAGCAGGUGGAGAAGCCUGGAGACGCCAAGCCCUCGGAGGGCCGGCUGCGGAAGUGCGAGAGCACCGACUCGGGCUACCUGUCCCGUUCGGACAGCGCGGAGCAGCCGCCGGCCGCCGGCAGCCCCCUGCACAGCCUGUCGGAGCACAGCGCCGAGUCCGAGGGCGAGGGCGGCCCCGGGCCCGGGCGCGCGGAGCGGGUGGCUGGUCUGGAGCUGGAGAAAAGGCGGCUGGAGGAACGCAUCGCCAGGCUCAUCUCGCACAACCAGGCCGUGGUGGACGACCCCCAGCUGGCCCACGUGCGGCCCCGCAAGACGGUCCUGUCCAAGCAGGGCAGCAUUGACCUGCCCAUGCCUUAUACCUACAAGGACUCCUUCCACUUCGAUCUGCGGCCGCCGGGACCCGGGAGGCUGCCGGCCGCCCUGCGUGCCGCGCGCUCCACCUGCAUGCCCCCGGACAGGGCACGCCCCCUCUUCUUCCACUCGGUCCCCACGCAGCUCUCCACUGGCACCGAUUGUGUGCCAGUCACCAGGAGCAACUCACUGCCCUUCGUCGAGGGCACCGGGACAUGGCCGGAGCCGCCGGAACCCCGGGACGCCUGGCCCCGGAGGCAGAAACCUCUGAGCCCCAGGCCCACCCCCGCCCGCCCAGCUGAUGCCCCCGGCGGGCACCCUCGGGCUCUGGUCAGACAGGCGGCGGUGGAGGACCUGCCGUGCCCCCUGACCUCAGAUGCCCUGGCCCCCGCGGAGGACCCAGAGGGAAAGAGACCAGCUGCUGAAGAGGGGUCUGCCAGCAAGGGCCAGGCAGCUGCUAAGAAACGCGGCCAGAGGAAGCUGAAGAUGUUCUCACAGGAGAAGUGGCAAGUGUAUGGGAAGGACACGUUCAAGAGCAUCUACCAGAGAGCGAAAGCCAGUCACCGUGGAGGCAGAAAGGCUACCGAGGUGACAGUGGGCGGUGGGGCAGCGCUGGAACGUCCUCUCCAGCAAGAGGCCGUGGGUGGUGGGGACACUGUUGUGGGGGCCAAGCCAGGGCCGUGGGCAAGUCCACCAGUCCUGGCAGGCCUCUUGGUGACUGAGCCCCAUAAGCAGAGGGAGACAGUGGCCGGAACAGGAGGCCCUGACCAGCUGGGCUCUAACAGGGCCGUCUCACCUCCCACCCUCAGCAGUGGAGAAGCCCUCUGUUUGGACAGCAAGAGCCCUCUGCUUCCUCCACAUGAGGGCCCGGAGCUGGAGUGUCAGCAGCUCCCAGCACCUGGUCCCCCCAAAGGGGGUGACCUAGAGGCUCCCAGGCCAGACUCCAAGCUGGAAGGCGGCACCUGCGGUGGUGAGGGCACCAGGGAAACCUGUCAGCAGGCCCAUGUGGUCCCAAGAGGGCCUGGCGGGAGCUCAGGAGAGCCCAAGGCCCUGGAGGACAAGCUCCCCUCAGAGAGGAAGAAGCUGAAGGUGGAGGAGCUAAGCUGCCAGGAGCUCCUGGGAGCAGGAGGAGAGACUCCUGGUGGCCCCAUGCAGACUGCCUCACCACCACCUCAGAACCAGGACACUGACCCUGGGGAAAAGCCAGGGGGGCUGCCUGGAAGUGGCAACUCCACAGAGAGGGUCAUAUCUGGGGCCCUGAGGUGGGAGGGUCCUCAAGACACGGAGCCUCCACCACGUCCCCCUGGGUGUCCCUCCCAGCUGGCCUCCCACCCUCCGGCUCCUCACACCCUCACUGACUCGGUGGACAUGGUCUUUCCUCCCCAAUACCUCCUCAGGUUUCCCCAGAGAGAUACCCGCCCCCUGUCGCCUGUCCCCCAGAAGCUGGACCAAGACCAGGACUCUGUCUGCAAGAGAGGGGGGCCUGAGGUACAGACAUCCUUUGCCGAGUCAGGGCAGGGGGCCCUCCUGCCUCCCUGUCCUGUCUCAGGCCAGGCCCCAGCUGGAGAAGACAGCUGCUGGAAACAUCCCAGCUGGUCCAGGUCAUGUGACCAGAGGAAGGGACUACAGAGAGAGGAGAGGGGCGGCUUGAAUGCUGGUAUACCAACAGCCAGGGCCCUCAAGGGGUCAGCCUCCUUCUUGCCUGCCCCAAUGUGUGAAUCCUGGAGGAGUGGGACCCAUGACACCCAAGAAAUCUCCAGGAGCAACACUGUGUCGAGGGCCGGGCCCUCUGGGGGUGUCCUCAAUUCCUGGGAACCCACUGGAGAGCUGGGGGCACCUUCUGAGAGUGCCACUCAAGCCCCUCCUUCAGGGUCUCUAGCGGAGCUUAGUCCCUGCUGCUCCCACCAGGCUGGCUCCUCUCUCUCGGCCAGCAUGGCCCUCCACUGGCCUGAGUUGGCCUUGCGCACCAAUGCAGAGCCUGCCAGGAGCCGCGGGGUCCAGGGCUCUUUUCCAUCGCUGAGGGCCGAGCCCCGGCUCACGUGGUGUUGCCUGAGCCGCAGCCUCCCCCUGCCAAUGGAGCAGAAGGAGAAGGAUGCUUCUGUGUACCUGGGCUUACAUUUGCCUGGAGGUGGCCUCCAGGGUGAGGGUCCGGACGCCUGGCUGGUGAGCAAAACAGUGUCUGGAGCAUGGACCAGGAUACGCCCUGGAGAUGGAGGGCAGAUGCAGAUGUCGAAGCUCUCUGACCCAACAGCCCGAGGGAUGCUGUCCCGGGACCGGGUGUCUGAGCCAGAGUGGAAGAAACGACGGUCUCGUAGAAGAGCGAAGAUGCCUCGUGGGAGCAGCAGGUGGAAACAUCUGAGCACCCACUCUAAAAGGUACAGAGGGAAUUUCUUGCAGAGCCGUGUCCAGCUGAGAGUCACUAGACUACGGAAGCCACACUGGGUUCUGAGAAAAGAUGGCCACCCACCCCGAGCCAAGGGGCCGGACCCAUGCAGGACCCAAGGGCAGGCUUCUUCAGAAAUGGCAGGUGUGAAUCCGUCAGGGGAGCCCUCUUGUGUCACCUCAGAAUCAUCUGUUUGCAUUGAGAACAGAGAGCAGGAGGAAGAGGAGAGCAGACACGUCUCCAGGAGUUUUUGUCCUAACACAAGCUUAAGAACCAUCGGGGAUACAGACAGACCGAUCACAAAGGAGAUUUCAUCUGCUGGCGAGCAUGGGGCUGGUUGUCCUCUAAUCACGGCUGUGGGGUCAGGUUUAUCUCUGCCAUCUGACUCCUUGGGGGCUGACAGCCUUCCAGCCCACAGCAAAGGUCUCGACGUGGGAUCAUUGGAGACUCACCUGCUGCCGUCCCAGCAGCACAUCUCAAUAGACCCCACACCAUGCGUUUUCUCAGAUGCUCAAGAGCCUUCUUCCUUUGUGUCCAAAGGAACCUCUCUCGGCCAUGACCUUGCUACCUCUGCAGCUGCCGUCUGUCCUUCCCUGGGGGCAAGAGCAGGCCACACAACCCUGGGAAUUCACAGUGUGGAACCACAAGACCACAGCCAGGGUGAAGAGGAGACUCUCGCACAAAGCUCUCCAGACAGAAAAACGAUAGCAGAGGGUGUGUCCCCAAACCUUUUGCCAGGGAAGCCUUCAUCUGGGCAGAGAAUUUCAGGUUCAGUUACACCAGGGUCCACUGGAAAAAUUCAUCUUGAAAUACCAGCUUUAGGACCAGGUUCAGCUAGUUCACACCAAGAGGAAGGGAAACACAAGUCAUGUUUUCCUUCUGGGGGGCAAUGUGGGUGUAGGGAAGGGCUGGUCCCCUGCCCUCUGGUAGAACCUGACAGUGUGAAAUGUCAAGGAACUGGAUUCACGGCUCUAAAGGAUGAUGCUGUCCCUUCUAACCCAGGGCUGCCCACGGAGAUCCCUGCAGCCUCUUUGAAAACCCUCAGGAAGAGGAGUUUGGAAGGAAUGAGAAAGCAAACUCGUGUGGAGUCCAGCGACACCAGCAGCGAUGAUGAAGAUCGGUUAGUGAUAGAAAUCUGACGCUUCCAGAGAAAGACGGUGUCUGUCGUCAAAGAUGGUUGAUGCUUUGCAGUCAAUGCCAUCAAGUGGGCGGCAGAAAUGAACUCUAUUCAUGAAGCCCCUGCAGAGAGGAAAGCCAUCUGGGGGUCUUUCUAAGAUGUCCCCAACCCACUCUGAAACCCAAGCUCAGCCUCACUCCUCUCCAGAUGCCCUGCUCACAAGGUGCCAGCAGGGCAAAGGUGGCAGUGAAACAAAGUGUAAGAAGGGUUGACCUGCAUGAGGACUGUCGCUUGACUCCUAGCUGCGUCCUCUGCUUUGGUUCCUCACUGCCUCACCCAGGAAACUGGCAUUGACCCAGACAGCCACAAUUGACUUGCUUCUGAACCAGGGUCAAGGUGACAGGUCUCCUCCAUCAGUGAGCUUGGGGUUGGCUUCAAAGAGGGUAAUGGUACUUGGGAAAGUUGGGGGAGCCUGCAAAGGAGCUGGGCAGUGAGAUACUUCUGCUCAUUCUGGAUUCUUCCCAAAACUGAAGUUUGGGCUCAGUAAUUUGCCUCCUUAGUGGAAGUUGUAAAUACACUUCAAAAUGCCUAUGAUCUGAUGAAAUACCGAGUGUCUCUCAAUGUUGCACACAUGGUCAAUGCUUAUGUGUGAUUCAAUGACACAGCAUGUUUCGCUUGUGUUCCUGGUGCCUUUUCUGUGGAGACCUCUGGAGCCCUUGGUUUUUCCAGCUCUUGCAAAAGGAACAUUGUGUUAAAAGUUGAUAGAACAGUCUCUGUAAUGAGUCAUUUUUGAGGGGGAAAAUUCACUUGUUUUCCUCCAAUUCUCUCUGUCAUAUUGUGCUCUGAGCAAUUUCAAUUAGAGGGUUACAUUUUAGUAAUCUCUGCAGCUUAAAUUGAUGCCUGCUCAUCGUGAUGGGAGCCUUUCAGAUUUCCUCCAGAAGCUUCAAGGUUACAAAACUAAUUGGAGUUUUGACGCUGUUUUACAUCUUGGUAAUUUUAUUUUGGGGGCUUGGUGUUACUUUGCUGUCAAAUUAAAUCAGCCUCUGUAUUGUGCAAGUCAGAAGAGCACAGAGAAAAUUCCCCAGGAUUCCAAGCCUGUGCACCGCUGUGCAGAAGAAAAUAGCUGAUAUACAUCAGCGGUGAGCAAAGCCUCCAAGUUACCACACUCUUCUCCUCUUUAAAUGGGACAGGAGAAACUUCAGGAGAUUCACACUGCUGCAUUUCAAUAAAAUUUUAUACUUGCUUUUGGUAUGAUUUUGUACCAUUUGGAAUUUAUAGCCCAGCUCUUUUGGCUUCACUUUGAUGUAAGGAUGUUCCUACGACAUAGUUCAAACGCAACGCGAAACAUCUCGCACGGUACGAAGAUGCUUUAAUACAUCCUUGUCUGUGAUAAGGACGGUCAGAUUUCAAGAGUCUUCAAGUGAAGUUUCCAAUUUUAGGGUUGUUUAUACAGAAACUCUGUGGUAGGGUCAGCUUCUCCCAGUGACUUAGCUUAUGUCUGUGGUCAUUUCAGAUGCGCUUAGACAUAGCCUAGUGUUUUCAAGUCCAGUCAAGGAAAACUUAAGAAGGAAGCUAGGCGUUUGCUUCCUGUACUUUCUAAACCAAACAAAAGUGAUACAAUUAUCUACCCUUUGAUUUAUCCUUGCCACUGUAGAGAAAGAAGGUCUAGCAAAGUGUUCUGAGUCCUGGAGGAAGAGGGAGAGAAGGCCUGACCUUGCGCAGAGCUGGCUAGGGAAUCCUGGUGAAGACUUACACCCUUUCGGCACCUUUUUCUCCUUCUGGGAAGAAGAGAGUAUGACUAGAUGCACUGAAUGCUGCUCUGGGCCCUGAUUCUCAUGAGCGUGGCUUGGAGGAGGGCCUCAUGAGGAGUAGUCUUGCACCCAAGAAGUUUGGGAGGGGGAUGUGGGGAACUAAACCCAAUUAUUAUUUUUUUGAAGAAUGUGGACUCAGGGAAGCUCUUCUAAUUUUUUCCCCAGAGUUCCAGGUUUAGGGGGGUGCAGUCAACCUAUUUCUAAAUGGUGGCUUAUGAUGUAAAAAUUAGAAGCAAAGACAGAACACUACUGUGUAGGAGGAAGCCAGCAUAUCUCUAGGAUGAGCUAGUUACUUUGUCUUGGGAGGCACUGGUCAGGUGGGAAAACUAUGGUCUAGACCCUUCUUUCCUGGGUGGUUGCUGAGUUGCUGGCUGCAUCACUGUGCUGAGGUCAGUACAUCACAGCUCCCAAUAGCACGACUUCAGGAGAAUCAGGUGGGAGCUUGAUCCUUCUACAACCCAUCAUUGCUGGCUGCCACAUCCCAAGCUCCAUCAAACAUGGCAGAAUGCUGAUUCCAUCGCUAACUCUCUGUGCCUCUCAUACAAAGGUGAGCAGGUCACCAAUUUUCUUCUCUCUGAUGGUCUUUUUAGCUAGUUGGUGGCAAUGUUUACAAGUGUACCUUACUUCAUAUCAACAUGAAUUUGUGAAAAGCUGUAUUUGAGUGGAUUAAAAAAAAAUUAAAAAAAUGUAGUUUGAAUGACCCUAGAGGACUUGGCUCUUGAAAAUCAUCCCAAGGUAAAUAUUUUUUUAAUGAAAAAUUCUUUUAUAAAGCAACAGACAAUCUCUGAUUUUAUAAGUCUUAAUUUUCUCAAGUUCUUAAGGAUUUUCUUAAAGUGAACUGCAACUAUAGGGGUACAUUUUAAGGAUAUUAUUGGUGAAAUAUAACCCAGUUAGGGUUAUCGAAAAUAAAAUUUCAGGAUUAUUGAUUGGUCAUUGCUGCUAUGACUGUACAAGUGUGUGCUGUGGAAUGGUUAAGGGAAAGCAAAUUUAUUUUAGAACGGGGCAAAAUGGAGUCUAAAAAUCAGGGAUUCCCCAUUCUUCCCAGUGCUGUUAAUUUCACUGUAGCUUGAGGUAAGGGUCUUAACCAAUGGGUGUCUCAGCUUCUCCCACAGAGAAUAACUCCCAGGAUGCUGUCAUAGACAAAGAUAAAGUGCACUUGGAAUUCUUUCCUAUUCUCUUGGAGUGAGG